Messenger RNA from Aspergillus brunneoviolaceus CBS 621.78, 336 nucleotides. RefSeq lists its product as uncharacterized. Lineage: Eukaryota; Fungi; Ascomycota; Eurotiomycetes; Eurotiales; Aspergillaceae. The transcript has 3 exons. Bases 1 to 336 code for a protein of 111 amino acids. The record is from RefSeq and is a predicted model, not a curated record.
AUGGCGAGCUCAUCCCAGUUAUACCCUGAUUCGCUUUCCUCCGCUAUGCUGGAGACUGAAGCCAAGAGACUACUCCUUGCCAUGGGGCCUUGUGAAGUGAGAGGCUGCCAGUGUGCCUCGGGAGAAAGCACAUCCAAUCUGGACCACGUUCCCAGCAAAGCAAAGUGUAUCAUAUGUUCACAUCCCCUGGGCAAGCAUGGCAGCUAUGGGUCUUCCGGCUCUCGACUUCCCGUGGCGCAGAUAACCGAGCCCCAAGCUGUUCCAUCGUGGACUGCUAAGCGACCUCACUUCGUCCAUGAAUCGAUCGCCCGCUUGGACCGCUACUGCCUGAUUUGA